Salpingoeca rosetta is the source of this 1251-nucleotide messenger RNA. RefSeq lists its product as uncharacterized. The transcript is spliced from 4 exons. Lineage: Eukaryota; Choanoflagellata; Craspedida; Salpingoecidae. The record is from RefSeq and is a predicted model, not a curated record. Bases 61 to 888 code for a protein of 275 amino acids.
CAGGCGAACAAUCACGAAGAAGAAGGCCACGACACCCCAGAUAGCGCAAGCGCAAGGGCCAUGUCAAGCACAGCAGACCGUGUUGCCGCGUUGCCGCGGGAGAAGCUCAUCACCCUCGUAUUACAACUAUCACAGAGCGUGGACCAGCUCAAAUCACAGCUGCGAGCGAGUGAGACGGAACGGCAACGUCUCGCUGAUCAGCUCUUUGCCACCCGCCAACAAUGGACCGAGCUGCAGACUGCGGUGUCAUCUGUGUCGCAGAUGAUGCAGAGCGAUGCGCAGCAACAGGCACGAGCGGCGCAGCAGCCGUUCGCGUUUGACGCUGCCAUGAGCGAGGCCAUAUCCGUUGUUGCCGAGAACGAGCUGAAGGAGGUGGGUGCACAGUUGCAGCAGCACAACACCGCCGACAGCGCCAACACAACCGCCGCCACGACGCUCAUGAACGGCGGCACGGAGCUCAGCCUUGCGGACGACGACGACGAUGACGAUGAUGAUGAUGAUGUUGUUGGUCUUGGUGAGGAUGAUGUUGGUCUUGGUGAGGAUGAUGUUGGUCUUGGUGAGGAUGGUGAUGGUGAUGAUGCAACGCAGAGAACUGGAGACCGCAGUGCAGACUCAAAGGACGACAGUGCAGAUGCAAGAGACUGGACCAAUGGAAAUACUGGUGACGCACCAACCCCUUCACAUCAACAGCAGCAGCAGCAGGAGGAGGAGGAGGAGGAGGACCCUCAACGACACGCUCCACGCCACGGAGCGCCCAUGGCAGCAGCUGCAGACAGGACAGGACACAGCACUGCUGAUGGUGAUGAUGAUGGUGGUGUCUCGAGCAACACAGCCAAGAAUGGGGUGACACAGCUGGCCCGUGACCUCCAAGCGAGCAAGCUCAGCUGAAAACGAUAUCAAACGCUGACACAGCAAUAGGGGUGGCAGUUACGCUGGCGCUUUUGCUUGGGCUUGGGUCGAGGGAGGGACAGUGGUGAUGGGGAUGGUUGGUGAUGGGGAUGGUUGGUGUGGAUGAUGUGGAUGUCCUAAUGUAUCCUGCUUCAUAGUGGUCAGCUGUCGUGGUUUUGCGCCGUGUGUAUGUUUUGUGUGUGUCUUUGCCAGUGUUUGUGUGUGUGUGUGUGUCUUUGCCAUAUGUUUGUGUGUGUGUGUGUGUGUGUGUGUGUGUGUGUGUAUGCCAUGUGUGUGUGUGUGUUGUGUGUCUGUGCAUUUGGACUCGUUGAAUCAUCAUGCGAUAAACAUGUCAACGUGUGA